Anopheles funestus (African malaria mosquito) is the source of this 2274-nucleotide messenger RNA. Its product is annotated as PR domain zinc finger protein 5-like. Gene Ontology annotation, cellular component: nucleus. The record is from RefSeq and is a predicted model, not a curated record. The transcript has 3 exons. Gene Ontology annotation, molecular function: DNA-binding transcription activator activity, RNA polymerase II-specific; RNA polymerase II cis-regulatory region sequence-specific DNA binding. The coding region runs from base 375 to 1283 and encodes 302 amino acids. Lineage: Eukaryota; Metazoa; Arthropoda; Insecta; Diptera; Culicidae. Gene Ontology annotation, biological process: regulation of transcription by RNA polymerase II.
GUUGCAUCUUCGGAAACGUCACGCUUCUCUUGAUGGUAAACAAUUUGGAAUACAAUAAUCUCGCUUGCCCAAAACCCAAAGAGGCCGUAGCGUAACAUAUUUUCUGCAUCUUCUUCUGUAAAAAGAGCUGGCACAGUAAACUGAUACAGCAGUUUUCUCCGUUGUAUUACGACUGGAUGCAACGAUGAAUGUAAGAGCAUCAAUAGCAUAGAACGCCACAUUCCAGGUGCCUUUUAUGUCUGGUAAACACUUCCGGUAAAAAGAUUUGGGUGUGCGCACAGAUCCGGUCCACAAAGCAAAGUCUACCAACGUGUUUUGCAGUCCAUGCCUUAACCCUUCGCUGGCUGAAUCAACUAAAGAAUUUAAAGAAGAAUAUGGACGAUACACGCAUUCACGAUGCCACUGCCGUAGGACGAUCGCAAACUGCACCAAACUAUGAUCAAUACGCUGCAACGGAUAUGAAAAAAUAUUAUCCACCCAGUGGUCCCAUCUCCAAUGCGCCACAAAAUGGGGAAAGUUCAUCGCUCCAGCUGCACUUUGCAUCACUCGCUGGGCUGGAUUUGGGCAAGCGGAUAGCACAACCGGGCGAGCGCAUUGAAAUGUAUUUCAAAAAUCCCUACAAUACCGAGAGCGAGGAAGAGGAGCAACCGGGAGCAGGGAAUGGUACACAUCUGCAAGCGGUUAAUGUGACCAAACCGAAACAACCCCGGAAACGCAACGGUUCCGGAAAGCGUAAGCAAAAGUCACCGAAAGUGGAGUCUGCCGAAGAAAUUGCACUACGAAAGUUUCCCUGCCCGGAGUGUCCACUAUCGUUUAAGACCGGUUACCAUCUGAAGCGUCAUCAUGCGACCAUUCAUCAGGAUCAACGGUUUCCAUGCACGGUGUGCCACACGUCUUAUGGCCGGCGCGAGAAGCUUCGUGCGCAUCUGGAACUCAUACACAAGAUUCAAAGCUAUUUCGUGUGCGAAAUUUGUCUGGUUUCGUACGAGAGUGACGAUUUGCUACAGCGACACGUUUACCGCCAUGAGCACCCGAAACCACUCGAGUGUGGCACUUGUUUGACGCCGAAUGCACGCACAUCGGAGGGAAACUAUGGUGGAAAUCAUAUCUGCAUCACGUACCAGAACAAUUACGAAUGCUGUGGGAAAGAUUUCGGGUACCAUUACUACUAUAACAGGCACAUGUUGACGGUUCACAAUAUAAAAACGAACGCGCGGGUUAAAUUGCCCAAGGGUACACUACUCAGUCAGUUUCGUGCAAUGCGCUCAUCGAGGGUCUCGUGAAAAGGUCCUCCACAGUGUGUGAAUUCAACACAGCUGUUUCGAAGAUUGCUUUAGUAUAAUAGUAUUAAGAAUGCUGCGCUUUUCGUCCAGGUGACAACAACAUUUAGCAGUUUAUGAUGAUAAUUUUAAAAACGAAAAUCUCAAACUUUACAGUACACAGAAAUUUGAACGUUUUCCGCGCAUAAACUGAAGUAAAAUUCAUUCGAUGAUUGUGACAGCAUCAUAGUUGAAUAGCCAGGACAUGGUACUAGACGUUAAGGUGAUCGCUAAGACUCAUUCUUAGUCAUCAACGUUUGGUCAGACACACUAUCGGUUGAGGGUUUCGGUGGGCAUGACCUACCAAGCUAUAUGUGCAGAAAAUUAAUAACAAAAUUGAAUAGGUUAUAUUAGGAAUAGGAUUUUCCCUUCUCCAUUUUUAUUUUGGCACUACAACCUCAGGAGGAGUUAGGCCAGCCUUUUUUAGUUUUUCUUGACUUUAUUUACCCAUAGCUGGUCACAGUUAGUCCGUAUAGUAUUCGGUAUCGGUUUUAUCGUGUGAACAAUGAAGUAACGGAUGUUACCUCUGAUAAAUUUUAUUAUAAUAAUGACUACCAGACUCCACAGACAGCCCAAGUUCGAUCAGAAUUUAAACUUUUAAACCCUUCAGAAGAAAGAGCACAUGAAACGUUUGAUUGGAUACUAACCAAUAAGACGUAAAACGAAUGAAGAGCAAGAGCGAUAGCUGUUUCGUGACGUUUAGAAGUAUUAAACUUGAAAGUAGUAUCACUUUAAUUUCUCAAUUAUGUUUAUGCGUGUGCAGCUAGAUUAUUUAAAUCGAAACAAUUGAACCUAUCUAGGUGUGCGUGUGUGUGUAUGUGGAGGGUCGUAAACAAAUAACAGUAUGAUGAUACCUUAACAAACACCGAUUUGAGUUUGUAUAUAGGUAAAUACAUAUUUUCCCUAGUGUACUAUUUAUCGCGAAUAAAAACCACAUCGCAAAGAGUGAACAAAA